Molecule: messenger RNA, 2145 nt
Organism: Triplophysa dalaica
Lineage: Eukaryota; Metazoa; Chordata; Actinopteri; Cypriniformes; Nemacheilidae
Product: ankyrin repeat domain-containing protein SOWAHB-like
Exons: 1
Coding region: 86-1222 (378 amino acids)
Molecular function (GO): protein binding
Source: RefSeq, a predicted model, not a curated record
GUCUACGUAGCAUUCAUUCCGGAAAACAGGUAAGGGCGUGGCUACAGUUCAGGUGUUGUCGAGGACGGACACAGAGACUUGCUGUAUGUUCAUGUUUGAUACGUAUAAAGAAAUGGAUUUGACUCAAGAGGCUAUUUUAAACACGUUAAUAGAGGGAAAUGGAAAGGUGAUGAAUGUUGAGCUACUGAGCAAGUUUAAGGAGCAUCUAAACUGCGCUGAUCCGGCAGAAAGGAAACAAAAUCGAGAUCUAUUCAAGACAUUUGUCAACAACAUUGCCAUCGUGAAGGAAUUUCAAGAGACCAAGUAUAUAGUUUUAAAGAAAGUCUAUCGUCAUUUACUGGAUUCCAACACAGACCUAAACACUCCAAAUGAAAAGCAAGGGGAUGAGGAUGGAUCACACCCAGAAGAACACAAGGGGGAACAAAACGUUCAUCCCCAGGAUGUGGAAGGUAAGGGAUCUGACCUGAAAAGAUCGCCCAGCAGCGUAUCUUUCAUUACAGCUGCUCUAGAAAAUAGCAAAAAAGUGAACUUUAAACCUCUGAGGUCUUUGCCUUUCUCCGUACCUCUCAAAUCUGACCCUGAUAACUCCCAUGGAGCGGUGUGUCCUUCCAAGAAAGAGGUGAGAACAAACAAACCGUACAUGCUGCCUUUGCGAAUGCCCCCGGUAGACAUCAGUCAUAACAAGCAAACUGCCCCCGAGCAUUUGGAUAAUGACCAAAAGCCUCAUUCCUCACCUCAGUGUAAGAGGAAACCUACAGACAGUGUAGUCUCCACCAGCGGGUCUCCACAGUUCCAGAGACACUUCAAGACCCCUAAACAGGAGGAGCCAAAGGACCAUUUCCCACUCGAUUCCCUGGAGCACGAGUGGCUUGUGAAGUCUGCGGCUGGACACUGGAGCCAAGUGUACGGCCUUCUGUUGAAGGAUGCUCACCUCGCUGAGAAAAAAGACUUUAUGUCUGGUUUCACAGCGCUACAUUGGGCUGUCAAGAGUGGAAAUCAGGACAUGGUCUCUAAUAUUAUUCGAGAGACUCGGAAAAGUGACUGUGGGGUGGACAUCAAUGCUAAAUCCCAUGGCGGCUACACCCCACUACACAUUGCUGCCCUUCACAAUCAUCCUAAACUGAUCGAACUUCUUCUCAACUAUGGUGCCAACAGGAACAUGAGAGACAACUGCGGUAAGAAAGCCUACCAUUACCUGCCGAAAGGAGUGCCAAUCAGCUAAAGGAGCUGCUGGGACAUCCGAUGGUCAACCAUCAGGAGGUGCAUCAGGUCAGGGAGGAGUUUGAUCCGUAUAAAAAUCUCAAAACACCUUACCGCCUCUUCCCCUCUCAUCCAAUGGGGCUCAAGAAAAAGAACAAGGCAAGAGGGUCAGUCACCUCCUUGUGUGAAGAUGGUAGAGAUGAGAAGAAUGAACCCGUGUUACAUAAACAGAGGAUCUUUUCUGAUGUCUUUCACUAAAUGUGCCUUAAAGGGAUAGUUCACACAAAAAUUAGGGUUUGUCUUUAUUUACUCACCUUCAGGUUGUUUCAAACCUUUUAUGCAUUUCUUUGUUCUGCUAAACACAAAGAAAGAUAUUUGGAAGAAUGUCAGUAACCAGACAGAUCUCAUACCUCAUUUACAUCCAUAGUAUUUAUUUUCCAUACUAUGGCAGUAAUUGAGUUCACCAGAGUAAAUCAAUUGAUACAGGUUUUAAACAACCUGACUAAAUAAUGGCAGCAUUUUUAUUUUUGAGUGAACUAUCCCUUUAAUGUUGUUAUUUAGGCCUACUGGAGUUUAUUAUUGUCAAAAUGAGUCUGAGACAUUAUCUAGGACCUGAUAAUAAAUCUACUGGAAGAAUCCGGACAAUAUUUAUGAUUUUGUACAUAUUAAAUGUCUAUGUAUUAUAUUCUAUUAUAGGUUUAACUUUUUAAUUUCUGAUACCUGUGAGAAAAAUAAUUGUAUUUAUUGUAAUAAUUAAAACAUGAUUAAAGGUAAAAAAAAUAUGGGGUUAAUGACUGAAACUUCUGAGAAAAUCUAUUUAAGCUAUUUUAAAGAUGGGAGCAUAUAACUUUGGGAGUGGCCAAAACCUUUCAAAUUAUUCUGUUUGUUGUCUGAUCAUGCACCAGGAAUGUUUUGCAAAUGUUCAAUAAAAGUGCGUCAAACGAU